AUGAAUCUCUUGGACGAGAGCGAAUUACGCCGUCUUGCCUACCUCGACCCAAGCGAGCAGUGCCUCAACAAGCUGGAUAACUUGACAGUCGACGAGUUCAGCUACUGCUUACAUUACGACUUGAUAUUUCACAGGUUCAUGGGCUAUGUCGUGGGGGUCCCAGGUGGUACUCCAGAAAUGGUCGCGUAUUGGCUCAUGAAGAGAUGGUCAACAGAGGCACGUGAGUGGGAAGAUAAUCCACAGAGCUUUGCGUAG
Messenger RNA from Fusarium redolens, 255 nucleotides. RefSeq lists its product as uncharacterized. The transcript has 2 exons. The coding region runs from base 1 to 255 and encodes 84 amino acids. NCBI's taxonomy places the organism in Eukaryota, Fungi, Ascomycota, Sordariomycetes, Hypocreales, Nectriaceae. The record is from RefSeq and is a predicted model, not a curated record.